Molecule: messenger RNA, 830 nt
Organism: Zootermopsis nevadensis
Lineage: Eukaryota; Metazoa; Arthropoda; Insecta; Blattodea; Termopsidae
Source: RefSeq, a predicted model, not a curated record
GAGGACUGGGAUCCCCUCCAUCACCCCAUGUCACACGUGACUUAAUGCACUAUAUAUAGAGAGAGUCGAAAGGCACAAAUUAUCCGAUUCCAAGCGUUCCGAGACGGUGGCUGCAAGGUUCAAAGAAGCUCUCUUGAGGUGGCAAUUUUCGUAAAGAUGGACAAAGCAACGCAAGAUAACCGCACAAACCAGUGUAAUCCGACCCACGCACCUACCGGGCCAGGACACAGAGCUGGGUACGGGGGUACUGGUACCAAGGCUGACCUUGACAAUCACGGCCAACAGCUUAACCCAAAUAAUCCCAGGUUCCAGAGCAAGAAGUGACGGCACUAGGCGGCAGCAGCAAGCCGGAAUGAUUCACGCACAUCUUUUCUCAAAUAGCGUUCUAAAAAUGUAACUCUGUACUAAAGUGGGUUAAAUGUUGAACCCUCUAUCAGAUCCGAGAAAGUGUUUCUUCAAUUUCAUGCUAUUUAAAUUCUGUGAUAAGUUUGAAAAAGAGCCAUAUUUUUAAUUCGUGUACUCAGCACCAAACCAGUUAGAGAAGGGGAAAAAAACUGACUGAAUGCUACCAACAGAGGUUCAAUGGUUAGUAAAAAGUUUUAUAAAUUGUGUUGUAAAAAUAAAUUUGGAAUAUUUCACCCGUCAGAUUUCGGAGAACUUCGAAUACCUGGCAAAAUGAAUUUAUAUUCAUUUCAUCCAUGAGAAUGGCUUGAAAAUACAAAAUAUUACCCCAGUUUUUAAAAUAAGUAAAAUAUAUACGUGAGUUGUUGGGUCAAUUGCUGCUGUUUAUGUAAUAUUACAAAAAUAAAACUGCCCCCGUAUGAAACGAC